CGGGGAGGGCGGGCUGCCGCAGCUGGACCGACCGGGACCAGAACCGCACGACGGGCCUGCAGACGCUGAUAGAACCGUGUGAACCAGAGGGACUGGUCCGGUUUUAAUCCAAAAUGAGGGACUACUCGGCCACUCCGAGCAACGGAGGCGCCUGCAUGCCGUGUUGCCAAGUUUGCGUCUUUGCUUUUACCGCAUUUCUCAUCGUUGCGGAGAGGACGGCGCUGAUCUACUGCUUUGUGUACUAUCUGUGGGUGGGUCACAACUACUGCUACGCUCAUCUUGCCGGCUUCACUGCGCUGUUCCUGCUGCCAGGUUGGGGUCCCCAGUGGCUCAGUUAUCUGUGGUAUCUGUCAGAUGGACGAAUCCGCAGAAAGUCUCUCACCUGGACACACAUUCUGCACCUGGGUCUCUUCAAAAGACUGUGGGAGUGUAUGCGUCUGCCGGAUGAGGAUGUUUACGGUGAGAUCAUGCAGCAGGCUGAUGCAUCUGCCUUGCGGCUGUUUGAGGCCUUGGUGGUCACCCUCCCUGAAACGCUGCUCCAGACUUACGUGCUCAUCUGUACCGAUAUAGGAAUCAAAUCUCCAGCCUCAGUGUGUUUUGUGGUGUGUUUGUUGUCUCUGGCCUGGGCCUUGGUCCUCUAUGCGAGAGCCUGUUCACUCAUCAGACCAGGACACUUACACAUGACCCCUGCUGCCAUUCUGUGCCGACUGCUCUGGAGGGUCGGUAUGUUGGGAUCCAGGUUUGCUGUUCUCAUGCUCUUCACACGGAUCUUCAAACAGUGGAUCCUGGGAGUCAUCGGUGUGCACUGGCUCGGUGCAACUUUCUGGAUGGUGUCUCAGCAGACCGACAUCAUACGAUCAACUAGUCGAUGGAGACUCUUCAACCUUGUUCUGGGAGCCAUUCACAUCUUUCUCUUCCUCAAUGUGAAGUACGGUCAGUCCAGAUACCGCAUGGCUGGCUUCUACCUGGCCAUGUUCAUAGAAAAUGCUUUUCUCCUUCUGGCCUCCUCCUGGUUGUUCACUAUGGUGUCCUGGGACACUGUGGGCAUCCCCGCUGCAGUGUUCUGCAGUUUCCUCAUUGGACUGAUAGCUUUGGUGUUGUACUAUCGUUUCCUGCAUCCAAAGUCUUUCGAGAUCUUCCAGAGUAUUCGUCACAGAGGGAUCGGUGGAGCCUGCAUGGAGCGAGGAUCUACACUCUCAUUGGAAGAGAAAGUCUCACCCACUUUCCAUCGCCAUGCAACGCUAUCUGGAGGCGGGACCCUCAUGGACCUUCCUAUCCAAUGGGAGGGUUGGAAGCAUCACCACUGGCUGCUGAUCCGUUUGGCUCUGAAGACAGGAGACGUUUCAACCAUCUGGUCUGCCUAUGGUGAAGGGGGUCUGGCCGGACUGAUGGGUCUGUCUGAAGAAGUUCACUCCCCUGAUGAGCCUCAUUACCCUCGGGCUCCAAUUGUUCCGCCGCAGGUUCCUCAGCUCUCAGCUCCUCAGCCCGCUCCUGCAGCAGCUCCACCACAGGUGACCCAGGCUCCACAGGUUAGCGAGGCAGCGCCACCACCAAAACCGCCUCUGACCAGCGCAGUGGCCCGACCGGUGAGGAAAGCUCCUCCUACAACCAUCCAGGAUAUGAGGAGGUUUCCAGAGAUCAUCCCAGUGCAGGAGGUCAUUCUUGAAGAGACCGCAGAAGAAGAUUCCAGCGCUGCACCAUCAGAGGACAAAGGUGAUGACGAAUUCCAGAGCGCUGCUUACGGCUCGCCGUCACUUUCGUCUCCUCAACAAGCAGGAAGCCUCCAUCACAUCGACAGCAACGCAGUGACGCUGACUGAGGCGUCCUCCGUAGGUUCUCUGGACAUUAAGACACCUGGCUGGUCACCUGAGCGACGUUCCCCUCUCCUGAUCGGUUCCCCAGAGAAAAAAUCUGCGGUCCCCGGAGAAUCCAGCACUACACUGUAUUUCAGUGCAGAUGCGCAGUCGCCCUCCAGUGGCAGCUAUCUCGGCUGGGGCUCCGAGUUAUCGCCCAUCUCCACCUACCGAAGUCCCUACAGGAUCAGGGAGGCCCGCUUUGUCACAUCUACCCCACGACUGGAGCCUCGUGCUGGGGCUGAAAGUCCAGGCCUGGCCCCUGUUGUCAUCAUCCCUGCCACUCCUGGCACAACACCAGGUACGACCCCGGGUGGGACCCCUGGUGCCUCAACUCCUGCAGCUUCAACUCCUGCAGCCUCGACUCCUGCAGGCUCGAAUACUGCAGCUUCAACCCCUGCAGCUUCUAAUACUGCAGCUUCGACUCCAGGUGCUUCAACCCCUGGUGCUACUACGCCUGGUACUCAAGUCGUUCCUCUCACUCCAGUCAUCUCCCACGCUCGCAAACAGCUGGUCCAGUUUGUGGACAGUAGAGAGAGGGCGGUCUAAGGUGGGUGAUGGUACAGGGGAAAGCCAGUCCUGGGUGGGGAAUGAGGUCGUUUUCAGUUUAGCUCUUCAGGAUAUACAUGAAUUCAUGCUUUAACUAACUUAGGGAGGACUUGGUGGGGAGUUGGGGAUGUUUUCAGCUGAUUUGAAAGUUGCGAAAGCUUCUAAAUAUAAAUUACUGUUUAUGUUUUUCCCCUUGUGUGCAGAUAUAGCAGAAAAAACAGCUGAAAAUGGAAAUAUUAAAGGCUGACAACAUUGGGACAUCACUUUAAUUCUUAAUAACAGAACCCUUGGUUUUUCCAGUCCUUCUAAACACGCAGCAGUGUUUGUCAGCUGGUGAUGGAUAACGUCGCUGCAGUAGCAUCUCGGCUUGCUUGGAGCAGCUGCAUGGAGGAGGGUUGUAGAGUAUGACCCUCCUAACAUGUGAUGCUGCCUGCCAGGUCAAUAACAAGGUCAAUUCAUACACUUUGUAUUCCUGUGUACACAAUCAGAGCAGUUUGCAGCGACAAACACUGCUGUACAUGAGAAUUGUCUGAUCCAAAUUCGGAUAAAAUGAAGGACGAGGUCAGUUGAAACUUAUAUAUUAUAUUUAACUUGUGUUUUUCAGUAAAUAUCAGUUACUGAGAAAAAUAGAAAAUACGACUUCACAGAAAAUUAAAGAAAAACAGAACUUAACAGGUGCUAAUGAACAUAAGGCUUUACUUUCAUUAAUUUAGAAAACGACAAAGAAAACAUAAAGCAGCUAAGUCUUCAGUCAGCCGAGGCCACAUUGGAUAAAAUUUAAGAGAAAACAAAUGAAUUUAAAUAAUCUUCAAAGCUUAAGCAUCAGAAAGUUAAGACAAAGUUAUUUAACUGCUAGUUGGAUCCCAUUAAUCAGGAAAUUACAAAACAACUAGUUUACAGUAACCAAACAUGCUGACUGCCAGGCUGCAGAAUUUCAUAUAACGUCAUCAAUACCAGUCUUUUCUCUCUCUCUUUUUAGGUUUGUCUAUUACAUGGACACAGAGAAUUUGUAAUAAAAUAUUUAAGUAAGGCAUACUAAGUCAAUCCAAGCUAACAUUCAAAGCUUCUGAUUUUAUUCUGCUUGGAAGUUCUUAUUCUCAUUUUUAAAAGCCUUUAGAUGAUGUUGAACAUCCCGUCCAAUUUUCAGGAAGCCACUCAUUUAUCCAACUUGCUGUCUUUACUGUAUUUACUGUGCAGUACACGGUUGGUGUUUACACACAUCACUGUCAUACAUAAAGAAACAGGUCAGAAUUUACCAUCUGUGAAACAGUAAAAUCUGUUAGCUGAACAUUCUGUCCUUGUUUUAAUGAAACUAUCAGACAGGCAAAUGACAAAAAGUAAAGGUUUCAACUAAACUAUGAAUAUAAGUAAUAAUAAACAUUGCUAAUUUGCUUUAACCGCAAUAAUUUCAAUCAUUGAGCACUUUAGAACACAACAUAAAAGGUACAAUUUAUGUUAAUUGCUAGCAGGCUAAUUAGCUGUAGCAUGAUAUUUUGCAAACUAUGGAUUUGAUGAAGGAAGCUAUAAAAGGGAAAUUAAGCAAUAUAGGAUAUUAAGGGAUAUCAGCUCAUGUUUCUGUUAUUAUAUGUAUUUCAUUUUAUUUACAUAAUUUUUUUGUCAUGUGUAUUUGAUAUCAAAACAUACAUUUUAUGUGUUUAUUAUUAGUUUAUAAACUACAAUAAUUCUCUCACUCUAUAAAGAAACAGAUUUUUUUUCAUAAAUUAGACAAUGUAUCUCACACAUUUUCUUGACAUUGUUUUAAAAAUAUGCUUUUUCUCAUGUUUGGGUCCCGAAAUAUUGACGAACAAGAACAAAAGGUAAGUUAAGAGGCACGGAAAAGAUACAGUCCAACCAAAUAACUCUGCAGGGCAUAAUCACUUAUUGUAUACAUGUCUCUAAGAGACAGAAUGUAGGGUCACUGACAAUCACUUCUUGUUUCAUUGUUGAACCAAUGAAAGAAGGUAAAAUGUCUGACUGAUGAUAAGCUAUUAUGUAUGAAACAGGGAGCUGACCUGCAGAAAUAUCGUUCAGUUCUGUGCUUUCUUAAUCCCAAUUACAGAUGCUAUGGAAGUCAAUCCAGGCCAAGCAAGAUGCUUUUUUUCUGACCAAGCAAACUCCAGAUGAAAAAAAAAUUACAAGUUUUAAAUUUGAAUUAGAUAUCUUAGAUCACUACAUACUUAUUGAAAAAUGUAAAAUGUCAGAACAUAUUUGGUCUUCGGGUGUGCUGUUCACAGAAUACAUGAGACAUUAUAGCCCUCAGAAAUAAAUGGAAAUGGUUCACAAACUUAGUCAGCUGGGACACAAAUUCAAAUUUGUGAAAACACUGAAACUACUUUGUAAAUUAUUCAGCAUUUCUUGAGUUGGGAAAAUCAAAUUUGACCUAACUAAACAGCUGUACAACUCCUGUAAAGUUCAAUUUUCACAUAUGUGUGUUGUCCCACAGCCCAUCCCUUAGUUGAACCUUCUACCUCAAUAUAACUGAAUUUCCAUGCGGCAAAAACUUUUUUUUUUUAAGAACAUGUACUUUCUUUCUCUCUGACUGAAAAAAAAAAUGUUUUAUGUCUUUAAACAUUUUAAUAAUGUAGCUCCCAGAAGGAGAAAGCUAAUUAAAGUUCAGACUUUAAAUAAUGGUCGAAAUGGUGUGCUGCUAGUAUCAAGAAAUGAUAUGAAUGCCGUUUAUUUAGAUAUGGAAAUGUAUUUAUAAUCAUAGAAUGUGGUACUUGACAAUAUCAGUCUUCCAUGUGAAUCUGUCGGAUUUUAUGUUUACUUUUACUAUGCUAGAUAACUUUACUUUGUAUCUGAAUAACUGUAAAAUAGUAACUGUAGGGUCAGUGUCUAUAAUGAGCAGGUAGAUGGUUGUGCAGCUCAUGUUUGAGGGUGAGAAAGUUGAGCAGCACUUUGAGAAUAUACCGUAAAUUUGGGUCUAUGGAACAAAAUACAGAGUUAAACUUGCUUUUGGCAGAACUGCUUCAUCAAACGGUGUCAAACUGAUCUCCAUGUACCGCAGCCUGCUGAUAGAUAAAAGAGUCACUGCAUGUUACUCAUCCAUACAGGCAGCCAGAGGGUUGUACCUCCUCCCAUAGAGAAAGAAAGCACUUACUUUAACUACACAUGCACAUUAUAGUAGUUCCCGCACAUGCUUGAAUGUAUGUGUAUGCAACAGCAAUAAGCCAGCAAAUGAAAUGUGUCUCAGUGCACUGAUGUAAAAUAUCUACGCUUUAGACUGCAACGAUGCCUUGGCCUUGGCUUGAUCAUCACAAAUCUGCGCUUUGCCUUGUAGAGAGACGGCUUCUGCUGUCACGCUUGCGUCAUGUAUGUAUAUUGCUUUCUAAUAGAACACUACACCUUGCUUUGUGUACCUGGUGUAUAUGGUGAUACCUACCUGUGUUGAUAAUUUGACUCUUUUUGUAUUUUUUAAAUGCUCUUGUUUUAUAUUUGAUCACACUUACUGUUCUGAAAUAGGUGGACAAGGUUUUGUGUUACAGUUUCACACGUGAAGGCGUUUAGGUAAUGGAUAGUUUUCAUUGACAGACUUGAAACAGAUGAUUGCUGAUUGAGUGUAACUUCACCACAGUCACUGGACGGCCUCCAUUCAUCAACAAGCGUCACCUUUAUCUGUGCAAGGAUUUCCACAGAGCAGCUGUGGGUGAUACUCGUGACUCAUUAAGUGUGCUAUUGAUGUGGCAAAAUAAAGUCAUUAAAUCAUGA
This is a messenger RNA of Acanthochromis polyacanthus (spiny chromis), 6110 nucleotides long. RefSeq names its product XK related 5b (gene xkr5b). Gene Ontology annotation, cellular component: plasma membrane. Gene Ontology annotation, biological process: phosphatidylserine exposure on apoptotic cell surface; engulfment of apoptotic cell; apoptotic process involved in development. Bases 114 to 2402 code for a protein of 762 amino acids. The transcript is spliced from 13 exons. The record is from RefSeq and is a predicted model, not a curated record. Lineage: Eukaryota; Metazoa; Chordata; Actinopteri; Pomacentridae.